Messenger RNA from Acanthaster planci (crown-of-thorns starfish), 3879 nucleotides. It is a transcript of the gene ap4b1, whose product is annotated as adaptor related protein complex 4 subunit beta 1. The record is from RefSeq and is a predicted model, not a curated record. Gene Ontology annotation, biological process: intracellular protein transport; vesicle-mediated transport. Lineage: Eukaryota; Metazoa; Echinodermata; Asteroidea; Valvatida; Acanthasteridae. Gene Ontology annotation, cellular component: membrane coat; clathrin adaptor complex.
AGCAGCAAGGCAGAAAAUGUGAUUCAAUUAUAGCGGGUGCUUACAUGUAUCACAAAGGCUGCCCCAUCUGCACACACAGUUAAUGGAGCAACUCAAAAAUAUCCACAACUGCUGGACCAUGUCCAUCUCAAAUUCUCAGCAGCAUUAUAAAGUUGAACAUGGAAGGUCUAUUCCUGGCGGACAGUUUAACUGCCUAUAAAAUGUAUUCAAAUUAACAGCAGAGUAGCAGAGAUAAAUCGAGCAGGGUGUGCAUCACAGCAAUGUUCAUGGUCCCACAACUUUGAGUAGGAAAGGACUGCACAAUGUGGUGAGCGCUGAACACAGCAGGUUUGUCGCCACUCUGUGAUUAGAUCAGACACCCAGAUCACAGAAGAUGGCAUAUCUUGUAGACAGUUGGGAUGAAGAAGACAUCCAAGAAAUCAGGAAGCUUUUGAGUAAACCCCUGCCACAAACUGAACAUGGUCAUCUCAGGAGCGUUCUGAAGAAGAUUUUGCGCCAGGUCACCCGUGGUGUGGACAUGUCGCCUCUCUUCAUGGAUAUUGUCAAGCUCUGUGCUACAGUGGACAUUAUUGAGAAGAAGUUAGCCUAUUUGUACAUGACCACCUAUGCACACAAGAAACCUGAUCUGGCAUUGCUUGCUGUCAACACAAUACAGAAAGACUGUCGCGAUGCAAACCCAAUGAUCAGGGGAUUAGCACUCAAAACGCUUUGCUCUCUACGACUUCCUGAGCUGAUUGAGUACACCAGACAGCCCUUAUUGGCUGGGCUUCAGGAUAGGAGUGCUUACGUCAGGAGAGUGGCAGUCUUGGGCUGUGUGAAGAUCCACCACAUCAACCCGCAGUUUACAGAAGAUCAUGGUGUCGUCAACACGCUGUAUGAGAUGCUUAGAGAUGGUGAUGUUAUAGUUGUCACCAACUGUCUGUUAGCUCUGGAAGAGUUACUGCAGCAGGAAGGAGGGAUGGCCAUCAACCAGAGAAUAGCACACUAUCUGGUCAACAGAUUGUCCGAGUUCACCGAGUGGGGUCAGUGCUGCGUCUUGCCGUUGCUCUUGAAGUACAGACCACAAACUGAGGAAGAAAUGUUUGACGUGAUGAAUGUUAUAGACGUCUUUUUGAAGCAUACUAAUUCUGGGGUGUGCAUGGCCGCUGUACGCUUGAUGCUGCACCUUGCACGAGACUUGCCGGACAUCAGUCAAGAUGUUUAUAAGCGAUUGAAAGGCCCUCUUGUGAACCUUCUGAGCAGUGACAGGCCUGAAUUGGUGUAUGCAUCACUAUGCCAUUUGGAAUGGCUGAAUGGCAGGGCACCAGGGAAACUGAGCAAACACUACAAGAAAUUCUUCUGCAGAUACAAUGACCCGGGCUAUGUCAAGUUCAAGAAAGUGAAGUUGCUGGCAACACUUUGCACAGAGGAGUCACUGAAAGACAUUGUGGAAGAACUUAGUGUGUAUGCAACAGACAUCUCAGUCCAGCUAUCUCAGCUCGCUAUCAGUUCUCUAGGGCGACUUGCCAAGAUGAAUCCAGCCUUUGCCUUGCCUUGCGUUGAAGCCCUCUCAAGUCUCCUUUCCUUGCAUCUGGACUCAGUCUCCUCCCAGAUAUUGGUGGUUUUCCAGGAUAUUCUGAGCUACGAGCAUUUGAGGGACCACAUCCCAGGUCUGGUGGAGAGGUUGCCGGCUUGUGAGCAUGUCAUACAGGAACCAAGGGGGAAAGCAGCUCUGGUCUGGUUGCUUACGCAGCAUGGCCAGAACCUCUCUGAUGCUCCAUAUCUUCUGGAGAGCAUGAUCGACUCCCUGGAGGAAGAACCCAGCACGCUGGUCAAACUCAGCCUCCUCACGGCCACCACCAAGCUCUUCUUUGCUAGGCCAGCCGAGUGCCAAGACAUGCUGGGUAAAGUCCUGGAACACUGCAUCGAAGCAAGUGAGGAUCCUGAUCUCCAAGAGAAAGCACAAACCUACUACAGACUCCUGAGCAAAGAUGUACAGAAGGCCAAAGACAUCAUCUGCACAUCUCAACCACAGCUUCCAGUACCUUCUGCUUUCCAGGCAGCAGUCUCGGUGCUGUCAGAUCUCAAGCAUUUCAACUCCAUGUCUUUACUUUUUGGUGCAGACAAAUGGCAAGAAAUUCAGCAAUUGAAACUCGAUGGAGAAGCUGACGAUUACUCGGAAUCAGAAGCAUCGAUCGCUGCACCCAAACCUACCGAAGAGAGUACAGCAUCGGUGCCUGAGACAGGCCAACUGCUGGACCUGGAUGGGGUCACAACUGAGGUCUCGCCAGACGUGACCUCUGAAGUCGUACCUGAAGUCAAGUUCAUUCCAGCCGUCAGCUUGUCACCUGGGGAAUUUGAAGGGAAGUGGACAACAUGGCAGAGCAGUGAAGCCCGAGAACUACCGCUCUUGGAGUCAAUAUCACCGACAGAUAUCCACACUCGCCUGGAAGCGCUGGGCUGCAAAAUCAUGGCAACGACCCCGGAAGACUCCGAUCCCUGGAGGGCAUUCCUGUAUGCACAGGAGGCUACCAGUGGUCAGCUUUACCUUAUAGAAGUCAACCUCUGUCAAGACACUGACCUCCUGACUUUUGAGAUCAAGUGUGGAGAAGGCCAACAGUGCAUAGUACCUUUGGUAAUGGAAGUACUUCUUGAUGCAGUCUCGUAAAGGUACUGCACUUUCAGUGAAUAGUCUGGUAGGAAAAGUGCAAUAUUACUGUAAAGUCGAACUUGCAGAGUCGUAUAUGAUCAUCAUCUGGCAUUACCUGAAACUCAGUGAUGGCAGCCUUACCGUGUGUGCAGCACUGAACUGUGUUAUAACCACCAUUGUGAACUGGACCCCGCUAACUCAAGACGUAUGGGUUUCAGUCUCUGAUUGGUGCCCAAGGACAAAGGAACUGACCAAUCAAAAGGCUGCCAGGUGAAGGCUGGACAGCUCAGUUGGUUGAGCAGUCGCAUUACAUUUCAGAGGUUAUUGGUUCGAAUCCUGGGGUCGCUUUUUGCUCAGUUGAAAUGAAAAGUUGACUGAAACGUGAACCGUAUCCUUAGUGUUUAAAUGAUCUAUAAAUUCUAUUGUCUUCAUUUAGUCGCUUACAGUUUAUAUGGUAACAUUGGAUAUUCACAUAUCUGUUAACAAAAUUUAGGUUUUAUGUAGGAUCUUUAUUUUCCAUAAAUACUGGUAAAGUGAGCUUACAAAACCUGUUAAGAAUUAAAUAAUUUACAUAAACAACAUUGCUGUGCUGUGUGUCAAUAAAUAUGCACAUUUUUUACAAGUCCUUUAAAAAAAUGAAAAGCAGCAGUAGUUAAGCUUACCUAAUAAAAAAAAGUUAAAGUGAUCUACCCAAAGGAUUAAGAAAAUGACACUUUGUUCAAUUAUUGAUAAGAACCAGCUCUUUGGAUUAGAGCUACUCAGCACAUGACCGUGCACCGCAACUAACCAGAAAAUCUAAUGCAACAACUGCAACACAACAUGUACACCUUGUUUGGCCAUGAGAGGCCAGAAUGAAACUUUAAAAAUGCUUCGCAAGUAAUGCUGAACUGCCCUGCUGGAGGCACACUCCACAUAAAUCGGAACAUUUACUUAGUACACGGUAUCACAAAUGCUGUCAUGACAAUAAUGCUGAUGUGACACGAAGCUGAAGUAAAAGAGCAGAUUGAAGAGUAACCUUCCACAUUAUCAGAAGUACAGCAGCCUUCUUCCAAAUUUGUUUUUAUUGCUAAGCAGAGCAACAUGUGCUACCUGGAAUUAUUCUUUCUCCGUACAAAAACAACCUUGCUCUAAGGUUGUAUGUGACACAGAUAGUAUGCUGCAACCGGAGUGACAGAAUACCAACAGAAUCAUGCCUUGUAAUAUUUAACAAAUAUUUAAUACACGUUAAAAAGAAUAUCUAUGCACUAGUA